AAAGAAACAUGAAAGUUAUAAUUUCCAUUUUUAAGGAAAAGUAAAAGACAACAAAUUUACUGGUCUUUGACACGCGGCGUCCAUGAAGAGCUUCGGAUAUCCAAAGCCAAAUCCCAUGCCUGAAUCCACACCCGAAGCUAAUGGCUUUAAAAUGCAGGAAACCCUGCUCUGCUUUCUUCUACGGUCAUUCCUUUUCCCUGAGUUUUAAUUUUAAUGGCGUCUCUGAGGGUAUCCAUUCUGGUUUUCACAUUUGUUUCUGCCUUAAUCACAUUCUCUGAAGCAAGAGAUUUUCUGAUUGGAGGCCAUGCAAAUUCCUGGAAAAUACCGGAGAAUUCCACCCUGUCUCUGAAUAAGUGGGCAGAGCAAAACAGAUUCCAAAUCGGCGAUUCUCUCAACUGGAAGUACGAUAGCAAGGUGGAUUCAGUGCUUGAAGUGACGAAGGCUGACUACGAGAGCUGUAAUGCAGCGAAACCCAUUAAAGAGUAUAAGGACGGAAAUACCAAGGUUGAGUUGGACCGAUCGGGGGCGUUCUACUUCAUCAGUGGAGCCAAGGGGCACUGUGAGAAGGGAGAGAAGCUGGUCGUAGUUGUUAUGUCCCAGAAACAUUAUGGGAUGGAGUCUCCUGCGCCGGCACCAGCACCGGGGAAGAACAGUGCAGGACAUGCAAUGGGACGUGACUUACUAUCCUUCUGGGGAAGUUUGAUUUUGGGGUUGGCUUGUUUGGCGAGAUGGAUUUGAUCUGAGAAUAGUACUAGACAGAGAGGUGUUAAGUUAAUUCAAACGGAUCAUAAUGUGUUUAGUUGUGUGAAUGGAUUAGUGGUUCGGGUUUUGAAUAAUUGCACUUUAAAUCUGUUUUUGGUUAAGUAUUUAGUAGUAAAAAUAUGUCUCAUAGUUCAAAUUCUAAAACAAUGAUUUUUAGAUGGAGAGAACCUUAAUAUUAAUAAUGUUUGUAUUUAACU
Rubroshorea leprosula is the source of this 959-nucleotide messenger RNA. The record is from the annotation of a GenBank genome assembly. NCBI's taxonomy places the organism in Eukaryota, Viridiplantae, Streptophyta, Magnoliopsida, Malvales, Dipterocarpaceae.